CCACACCUGCUUCUCUCUGUCCUGAAGAUCGUGGGCCUGGAUUCCGGCUUUGGAAGCUUCUGGGCAGACAAUCCCAGUGAGGAAUUGCAGGUCCUGGCCUUGUAGUGGCUGGGUGUGGGGAGCUGGCAUGAGCUGGCCCUCCAGCGUGUCGGACCUGCCUACCCAUUUCCCACAGAGUGACCCAGCUGACACCUGCUGCUCAAGUCUAAGCCUCUUCAGUCCUGCCUGGGUGAACCCCAGGAGGGGCUCAAGCUGCAGAACAACCAUGUGUGACACCCCAACCUGAGGGUCCUGCCUUGCUCUGUUUCAACCAAGGCUGCUCCACUGCCCUCAAACAUGGAAGAUUCCUAUCUCACCUCUAACGGUCCGUUCUCUACUGGCAAGAUCAUGGACCCUGAAAACUUCUUCGGUGAUAUUAAGAAAGCCCUGGAACAAGGGAAGCUGUUGAAUGUGAUCUCUGAGUUCAGGAAGAUGAAGGAGAGGCUGUCAAGAGCCUCAGUGAGCAUCGCUGUGACGGGGGACACGGGCAACGGCAUGUCAUCCUUCAUCAACGCGCUUAGAGUCGUUGGACAUGAGCAGGAGGACUCAGCUCCCACGGGGGUGGUGAGGACCACCCAGCGUCCAACCUGCUACUCCUCCUCCAGCUUCCCCUACGUGGAGCUGUGGGACCUGCCUGGCCUGGGGGCCACAGCCCAGAGCGUGGAGAGCUAUCUCGAGGAGGUGAAGGGCAGCCAGUACGACCUCUUCAUCAUCAUCGCUUCUGAGCAGUUCAGCUCCAAUCACGUGCAGCUGGCCAAAGCCAUCCAGAGGAUGGGAAAGAAGUUCUAUGUGGUGUGGACCAAGGUGGACAGAGACUUCAACACAAGUGCCCUCUCAGAAUCCCAACUGCGGCAGAAUGUCCAAAAGAACAUCUUGGAAAACCUCCAGAAGGAGUGGGUGAAGGGACCCCCCAUAUUCCUAGUAUGCAACUUUGACCCUUUUUCAUACGAAUUCACAGAUCUUAGGAAUGUACUGCAAAAUGACAUCUUUAACAUCAGGUACAACCCUAGUUUGGAGACCCUUUACUGCAUCUGUGAUAAAAGCAUCGAGGCUAGAGCAUUCUACAUGAAGGACCGGGAGCUCACACAAUACCUCCAGGGCGCUCUUCCCACUGGAGAUGCUGAAGACCUUCAGGGCUGUCUGGAAACCUACCAAAACCUCUUUGGUGUGGAUGAUGCGUCACUUCAGCAGGUGGCUCAGAGUGUGAGGUUUGGUGAAGACGUGAUGAAAUACAGGGCUGACAUGAAGUCUCAGAACUUUCGCAUUGCCUGCCAGAGGGACUUGGGACUGAGACUGUUGAUGUGCGUAGCUGUGAAGAAGUUUCUUGGGUUUCUUGGAUGUUGGUUCUGGUAUGGCUUGUUUAACUGGGUCAUCAGUGGCUUUCAACACCUGAGACGCAGGCGCAUCAUUGAAGUCAUUGCUCAGGACACGAAGAUCAUCCUGAGGAAGAUUCUGGAAGACUACAUGUCCUUUUUAUGAAAUCUAGCCUUGGGAAGGGUCUUGUUCUCACUUGGAAGUCAGGCCUUCCUCGGGGUCCUCCUCCUGGCUAGGUCCCCAGCUCUCCAUGAGAAACUAGGAAAUGCUUUCUAAGGGUUGUGACUCUUUUUAGAAGCGGCAAGAACACUACUUAUCUUCCUAGUUCAGUCCUAACGCCCUGCUCCUUUGAGGGAAAAGCAUCUAUUGAGAUAAUUAGCCAAGUUUCCUGAAAUUGAGCUUUUACUUUUCAUUGUAAUGCAUGUUUAAAUCAGAUUUUCCCCUAAACUAUUAAAGUUCAUUUGUCUUCAUUAA
Molecule: messenger RNA, 1827 nt
Organism: Nannospalax galili (Upper Galilee mountains blind mole rat)
Lineage: Eukaryota; Metazoa; Chordata; Mammalia; Rodentia; Spalacidae
Product: immunity-related GTPase family M protein 1-like
Exons: 3
Coding region: 337-1518 (393 amino acids)
Biological process (GO): defense response; cellular response to interferon-beta
Cellular component (GO): endoplasmic reticulum membrane
Molecular function (GO): GTP binding; GTPase activity
Source: RefSeq, a predicted model, not a curated record